CAACCAUCCAUCAAGGUAAACUUGGUUGGAGUCAGGGUUGGAUUUUUUUUUCUCGGUAUGAGUUUCUUUCAACCAUCCAUCAAGAUAGACUUGGUUGGAGUUAGAGGUGGAUUUCAAUUUCUCAGCUCGAGUAUCUUUCAACCAUCCAUCAAGGUAAACCUGGUUAGAGUAAGGGUUGACUUUGGAUUUCUCAGUUUAAAUAUCCUUCAACCAUUCAUCAAGGUAAAUUUGGUUGUAGUCAGGGUUGACUUUGACUUUCUCGGCCCUGGUAUCUUUCAACCAUCCAUCUAGGUAAACUUGGUUGGAGUCAUGGUUGGAUUUGGCUUUCUCGACUCUGGUAUCUUUCAACCAUCCAUCAAGGUAAACUUGGUUGGAGUCAGGGUUGGAUUUUUCUUUCUCGGUAUGAGUGUCUUUCAACAAUCCAUCAAGAUAAACUUGGUUGGAUUUAGAGGUGGAUUUCGCUUUCUCAGUUCGAGUAUCUUUCAACCAUCCAUCAAGGUCAACCUAUUUAUAUUCAGGGUUGACUUUGGAUUUCUCAGUUCUGAUAUCCUUCAACCAUCCAUCAAGGUAAACUUAGUUGGAUUUAGGGUUGGAUUUGACUUUCUCGGCCCUGGUAUCUUUCAACCAUCCAUCUAGGUAAACUUGGCUGGACUCAUGGUUGGCUUUGGCUUUCUCGACUCUGGUAUCUUUUAACCAUCCAUCAAGGUAAACUUGGUUGGAAGUCAGGGUUGACUUUGGAUUUCUCAGUUCUGAUAUCCUUCAACCAUCCAUCAAGGUAAACUUGGUUGGAGUCAGGGUUGGCUUUGGCAUUCUCGGCCCUGGUAUCUUUCAACCAUCCAUCUAGGUAAACUUGGUUGGAGUCAUGGUUGGCUUUGGCUUUCUCGACUCUGGUAUCUUUCAACCAUCCAUCAAGGUAAACUUGGUUAGAGUUAGGGUUGACUUUUGUUUUCUCGCCUUUGGUAUCUUUCAACCAUCCAUCAAGGUAAACUUGAUUGGAGUUAGGGUUGGCUUUGGCAUUCUCGGCCCUGGUAUCUUUCAACCAUCCAUCUAGGUAAACUUGGUU
This is a messenger RNA of Vicia faba (fava bean), 1063 nucleotides long. Lineage: Eukaryota; Viridiplantae; Streptophyta; Magnoliopsida; Fabales; Fabaceae. The record is from the annotation of a GenBank genome assembly.